Molecule: messenger RNA, 1650 nt
Organism: Carassius gibelio (silver crucian carp)
Lineage: Eukaryota; Metazoa; Chordata; Actinopteri; Cypriniformes; Cyprinidae
Product: chemokine-like protein TAFA-2
Exons: 5
Coding region: 466-864 (132 amino acids)
Molecular function (GO): receptor ligand activity
Source: RefSeq, a predicted model, not a curated record
GCACCUCACCAUCCCUCUCCACACAACACAGAGAACAGAGCAGCCAUCCUGAACACAUUCCUGCAGCAGCCAAAAGCCUCUCACUCCAGAAGCACAUGAGAAGCCUCUAAUGGAUAAAGGGAUUUUACAGAUUUGAACCCUUUGUUAUAAUAACUGCAACUAAAGAUCUCUUCGUACAUGCUCUUUCAGAUCUUUCCAGCGCGCAAAGUUCAGACGCAUCUGAAGGAACUUCGGAGAGAGUGGGAGUUUGGAGCACUCAUUUGAGACUUUCUGAACUGAUGCAGGAAUCGUUUUAAUUUCAUUUGCAUUCUUGUAUGAAUCUGUAGGUGAUGAUUUUCUUGGGAUCGUUUUUGCGCAAAGGGAAGUUAUCAGUCUUUGGCGCUGCUGUGCUGGGGUUUUACUUCUGACAAUGAAAAGCAAAUGAGAGCGUUAUUCCUUCACUUUUAUUGACAGCUCAACGACAGGAUGCGGGAGCGGGAACUGCAGCGUGUGGGCAGGAGAUUGCUGCUGUUGGGCAUCUGUCUGCUGUCUCUCUGGGGUCAGCUGAGUCUGGCCUCAACACAUCGCAGCCAUAUUGUGCACGUCAAAGCGGGAACUUGUGAGGUCAUUGCAGCCCAUCGCUGCUGUAACAAGAACAAAAUCGAAGAGCGCUCCCAAACUGUCAAGUGUUCUUGCUUCCCUGGGCAAGUUGCUGGGACAACAAGAGCGGCUCCUUCCUGUGUGGACGCUUCUAUAGUAGCACAGAAGUGGUGGUGUCAGAUGCAGCCGUGUAUGGAGGGCGAAGAGUGUAAGGUGUUGCCCGAUCUAAAAGGUUGGAGCUGCAGCACGGGAAACAAAGUCAAGACGACCAAGGUCACACGAUAAUCUGGGACCAGUAUACAUUUGGGACUAGGAGUUUUUUUUUCUUCUGUUUUUUGAUCAAAGAAAUGGAGAUGAAGAUAAAAAGACUUCAAACUACUUCACAACUAAUGGGAUCAAGUUGUUGGACCUCAGUGGACCAUUUAAAUACAUGGAAUACAUUUUUCUCUUUUCCCCCCUCUUAUAUUUUCUCUCUGCCGAACUCCCAUCUUUGCUUUCUAACAGUGUCGGACAAGAUCAUACACCUUGUAAAGUAAAUAUUCCAUAAAAAUCUAGAUGUGGACCAGUUCAGAGACAAUUCUGCGAUUUCAGAACAAUGGAUUACAUUUCCUUUUUGGAGUGAAAGUGGACUUGAAAGGUUGGCUUAUUACUUGAAUCAUAUGUUCCAGAGGCACUAAUAUUCAAUCCCCUAUCCUUUGGUGCCAAAUAUUUCUUUCUUCUGCUAUGGGCAGACUUUUUCGAAUAGUGUGAAUUGUAUGAUUUUUGGGUAUGGUUUUGGGGCCACUCAGCUCCAUUUUGAAACAGCCUUGUGCGAGAGCAAGAGGCAAGUAUGACGCUAAGAAUUACAGGUAUUAAUAAUAGAUGGAAAAGUUGAAGUGGUCUACGAGAGCAGUGAAAAAGAAGAGAGCAAAAAGAUUUAUUGUUUGUUUUUAAAGGCCUUGGUGUCAGUAUUAACUCAAAAUAAAAGUAUCUCUAUGGGAAAUCUCGUCCAGUUGUAACUUUGAAGCAUGAUUAUUUUGCCAUCAUAAAAGAGAAAGCGCAUUUAAACUUAACAUCCACCCACCGACAGAA